AUGUGGAAAGCGGCCUUCUCAGGCCGCAGUGAGGGCGGUGGAAGCUCAACAGGAAGAUCAAGUGAGCCAAGUAGACGCAAGAAGAGUCACCGCGCAGAGAGUGUGACCAGCUCCCGCACGCGAGACGAUGAUGACAGGCGGAGGAGUUCGCGGAUGAGCAGUGUCUACGACGAUGGGGGCGAGGAGAGUGUCUAUGGAGUGCCAUCUUCAGGUAUGGUGGGCUAUGGAUCAUCCCCAAUUCAAACCAGCUCUGCGGCGCCUCUCACUGCCAGCGCACUCCGCAUGUUGCCCGAUGAUGAGGAGCAAUGGGAGGAUGAAGAUCGGGAUGCGCGCAGCGAGAGGAAGAGCCGGCGGAGUGAGGGAGAGAGGAGGCGUAAGAGUGGAGGAAAGGAGCGCGAGAAGGAGAAAGAAAAGGAGAAGGAGCGAGAACGUGAAGGCGAAAAGGACCGGGCGAAAGGACGAUCUCGGAGUCACUCGCGCGAGAGGGAGCGCAAGAAGACGUCAAGCAAGUCCACUGCACCUACUAGCAAGUCUUCUGGAAGGGAGAAGGAAAAAGAAAAGGCGAGGGACAGUCAAAGCGAGAGGGAGCAAAAAUCCAAGCGACGUCCGGAGUUGGUGGAAUCGCCAGAGCGAGAGGGUCGGCGUGAGGGCUCUCGCGCUCUGCCGGAAAUGGGUAGUUUUGCACAGUUUCCAGGGCAAUAUGCUGAUGGGCAUAUGGGUCCUCUGCCAUCGCAAGACGCCAUGAUGUCGGGCGCUUUGCCCAGUCCUGCCCCACAACAAGGCCAAUUUCCAGGCCAGGAGCCAUAUCAUGACCAAUACGCAGACUCCAACAGACCCCCCUUGGAGCAUUCAAGCCACGGCUGGGGCGCAGCAGCAGAUUACUACUUGGACGCUGGUCAAUCAGUGCAGCAUCAACCCGGCGUGAGAAUUAGCAGCCCCAACAUGCUUGUCAAUCCGGAUCAACAUCUGGUUGCUGCGAGUGCCCAGCCGAUCCCCGCCAUGGACACGGGAAACGGAACUGCAAACGAUUUCUACUCGGGAGAUGUGUCUGUCAAUGUUCCUGGGKGCUUUCACGGCGCGGGAGCAAGUGCGUCUGCCCCAGUUACCCCGGCCUCGAAGCCCAAGCCUAAGCCGACCAAGCAGUCAUCAUGGAGUGCCUUCAAGCCGGCCAAGACAUCAAAGCCAGGAAAGGUGGGAAAGCCAGCCAAAACAUCAACUUCAUCAUCGAGUGCAGCCGUUGGCGCAAUGACCGCCGCUGCGGGGAUCGCUGCAUUGAGCGGCUCUUCACACGCCCAUUCUUCAUCCCAGCAGCAGUCAUCGUACUCGUCCAAGCCGAAUCGACACGACUCGGAUGGCAAUGUGUACUACGGCCCUCCACCACAAUCACAAUCUCAGCCUCCCUCCUACACAUAUGGGGUACCAGGCUCCACUACUGCGCAAGGUUCUGUCAACACCUACGGAGCGCAGUCAACGAACGGCGCGGGAUCGAGCUCAACUUACUAUACUAACGGCCAUGGAACAGCACACUCAACCCCAGGUAAGCAAUCUACUAAUACGAAUUCUAACAUUCCUCUCUAUGCAGCUGGCGCCGCCGCCGCCGGGCUUGCAGCUUAUGGCGUCAAUCAGCAACACGAACACAUCAGCCACAACACGACUUCAUCUGGUGGAUAUGGUGGUGGUGGUGGACAGGGACCUCCGCCACGACCCGGAAUGGGAGGCUUCAGCCACUAUMCCUCGAGUGGUGGUGGUGGGACAGGCAUGCAUCAACUUCACUACGGCCACGAACACAAAGGACCAAUGACUCGUCUGAAAGAUGGGCUACUCAACCUCAUCUCCACCCCUGAAGAUACUGCCAAAAUGGAGAUGUAUACUGAAUACAUUGGUGUUUGCAAGCACUGUUUCGAUCCUCGAACUUCCCCCUGGGACGCACCCCGACAGCAUCACUAUCACAAAAAUACCCGACGUGACUCGUUUGAAGAACUUCGCAGGCGCAGGUCGAAUGAAAGAUUGGGUCGCAAGGGCAGCAAUGACUCCCUCCGCCGCGCGGGAAGUGUGCGUGUUGACAAGGACAGCCGUUAUUACGCCUCAGAAAGCAGCCGAAAACGACGCGAGAGUGGGAAAUCAACUGGAAUCUUGGGCGCUGGUCUCGCAGCUGCUGGAGUUGCCGGCGUUGCCAAUGCGAUCYUCAAUGAUGGUCGGAAAGAUUUUGACGAUACUUAUAGUGUCAAAUCCGGACAUCGUGAAAGAUCUGCUGCUCGAAGGCGCAGUCGAAGUUCGUCCCGCGAACAGAGACGCAAAUCGACUCACGGUGUUGUGAGGCCGAGCGAUCGAGAAGAAUUCGUCACGGUCAGGCGGAAGGAUGGAACCGUGGAGCGUAGGAGAGUACAGAAAAAGUCGAGAUCUUCUUCUAGAGAGGGCAGAUCAAGUGCUUUCUUCGGUGCGGCUGCCGGUGCUGCUUUAGGCGCUGGAGCGGCAUCUGCAGGUAUGCGACAUCGUUCCAGAAGUCGAUCUCGAGAUUCAAAGGGCAAACGGAGAGAACGUCGCUCACCCAGGACAUCCUAUGGUCGAGAGGAGUCUCCCGAAUCAGGGGGCAUUUUUAGCUUCUUCUCGCCCCCGAGGAAGCAUGAAAAUCCCAGAAAGGAGGACCACAAGAAGAAGACGGCAUUCUUCACAUUCAGCAACAGCUCUGCCUCGUCCUCCAACUCCGAACUAGCAUUCGGCGAGGCAUUUUCCAGCAAGACAAGCUUGCCAUUACGCCGAAAGUCUUCCGGACGAUCCUCGACAAAGCGCUCUCGGAGAACAUCGGAUGACCAUUUUGCUGCAACUGUGGCUGGGAUUGGUGCAACCGCCGCUGCUCUCUCCGCUGCGCAGAAAGGCGGACGUAUCAAAAAGCGUACCAGCAAGGUGGAGCUGGGUGCACGGAAAGAUGUCAACAAGCGUGGCCGUACCCAAAAUCACGGCUCGCCAAUAUCUUCAGAGGAAGAGUGGGAAGACGAGCUGCCCUCCGAUGCCGACGGACAUUCCAGCGUCGAUGGAGGACUUGCAUUUGGUGACUAUGGCAGCAGACGGGUUUCCGGCCGCCAGAGCUUGGAGAGUAUCAACUCGCAGUCCUCCGCAGGUGGUCUCGGAGCCUGGGGAUGGCGUUGGGGCGGUAAAGAUAAGAAGAGACGAUCCAGGAACUCCACCUCUCCCCGCCCAUCGUAUGCGACGAGUGUCGCAGACUCCUUCGUCGCCCCAAGUGGGUACGUCCCGGAUACCAGCAAGCCGUACUCGUCCGGACAGCCCAUCUACAUUGACGACACUGGGCGAAAACUUCCCAGCAUGGCUUCAGCCUCCUCUCAGAGUGGCCACACUCAACCCUUGCAGGUCGUCGAUCCGCAACCGAUUUUCGAUACUGACCCACGGCACGCUUCAAUGCCAGGGGCAUUCGAUACAAAUUCGCCGCCAAUUUAUCGACCAGGUCCAGCCCCUCUACAACAACCUCAGCCCACGACCCCUAUCAAGCCGGCAUUCACCCAGGAUGAGGAUUCCAACUGGGCACGAAAUAUGGGCUCGAAUAGCUUUGCCCAGGAUGCGGCGCUCAUUGGUGCCGGAGCACUUGCCACUGCAGGCAUCAUCGCCGCUACAUCUUCCAAUAACUCCUUUAGCAGAAAAUCCAGAGACUCGGCAGGAUCCAACGUCCGCUUCGGCUUGACAGAGGAUCAGCAGCGCAAAGAAGAUCGCGAACGCCGAAGAGAGGAGAAGCAAGCCGACGAGGACCGUCGUCGGGCGGAUCGUACUCGCGCUCUGAAAGAAGAAGCCGAGCGUGCGACCAGAGAGAGUGAAACACGCAAAGCCGAGGCCGAGGCGCGAGAGCGGCGGCAGGAAGACAUUCGCCGUGCUCGUGAAGAUGAAAAUCGCAGAGCCGCCGAGGCGAAACUGGCCGCGGCGAGGAGGGAGGCUGAAGAGCAGGCCGAAAUCGACAAGGAGCGCCAGCGUUCAUUGAGGGAGAGGGAAGAGACUUAUCGGCGCGAGCAAAUCAGACUGGUCGAGCAGGCGCGACAACAGGAGGAGCGCAGAGAGGCAGRUGAAAGAGAGAGAUUCCUUCGAGRGCAGCAGGAGAGCGAGCGUCGUGCCAAGGAGCGAAAGGACAGCAAUCGAAAGACGUCAAAGUCUGGACGUGCCAGGGGUCAAUCUUUGUCGGAACAGAGCGAGAAGAAGCAGGCAGCUGCUUGGGGACCUGUUGCAGGCGCUGCCGCUGCGGCUACUGUCGGUGCUGUGAUUGCCAGUCGAGAGACCCGGGACCGCAAAGAGCCCAAGUCAACUUCGCGACGACAAGACGAAUCAUACGAAGCCAAGGAAGUCACUCCGCACUCCUCCCGGGACGUUGGCGAACCUCUCAUGGACGACGACAUCUUCGAUCCAGACUUCUUCAAGCGCAAACACAGCCCAGCCUCGCGAGAACGUUACGAAGAGCUGGCUCGCAAGGCGGCCGAUAAGGUCGUCUCUGCUGAGGGUGUCAUCUCGGAUCGCAAACGUGCGUACGAAGACCACAGCACGUACGCAGAGUUCUUCGCGCCCAAAGACGUUUUGUCUGAACCCGCGGAUGGCAAGACGAAAGUGCUGGGACCAAAUGCAGACAACGAUAUUCAGGUCUACCACGCACGAGACGCAGACAUGCUCGCCCACCUGGAUAGUGUCCGUUAUGGUGGAAGCAGAAGUUCCCAGCCAUACGGGGUUCCUAAGCUCAAUCUCAUUUCCCCCACACCGCCCAUCACAGAAACAAGUCCAGUGCGGACGAAGAGCUCUGUCACGUCCUCGCCAUCCUCUCCGCUGGCGAAGUCCUCAAAGUCCGUAGAGGAUGGAAUUCCAGAUGUAGAGACUGACAGUGAAACGAAGUCGGAGCGACUCAACAGGAGUAUUUCCUGGGGCGAAGACAAGACGCACGUCUACGAUGUGCAGACGCCGGAGAGCUACAAUGAAAAAGAGCGAGACUCGUACAUUACCAGCCCAGAUACGAGAUCUCCCGCUCGCGACGAUGUGUCUUCGGGCGAGAAGUUCCGAGGAAUUGUGGUCGAGGAAGCAUCAACAGGCGGCCAACCGAAGACGACGACUUACAGCGAAGAUGAGCUCGCAAAGCACUACCGCGAGUCAUCGAAGCAUGCUGGACCGCAGGCACCUUUAUACCGCCAGCCUUUUGUCGAUUCAGUGUCUGACUUCAGCAUCCAGCUUCCCUCGCCGGGAAGUAAGGGCGCAACGCCCAUUCGUGGGUAUAUAGAAGGCAAGCCCGACAAGACCAAGCAAGCCGAGGAGAAGACACGACGUAUUCCGGGUGGCUUUGAUGAUGAGGAAGAGGCUACGUCAGCUGGUGCGUCCCAAGAGACCAAGGCUAUUGAGGAGCCAGCAUGGGAAGCGCCGCUUUCGAAGAAGGACAAGAAGAAGCGCGACAAGGCCAGCAAAGACGCCGAGCCAGAGCCAGUAGUCGAGCAGCCCUCGGCCUGGGAGCCACCCCUUUCGAAGAAGGAACAGAAGAAACGUGACAAGGCCGCAAAGCGAUCGAGCACUAUCGACAGCGAGCCUUCCACUCCUGUCGUAACGGAACCCGAGGCCGUCAUCGACCCUAUCGUGCUGACAGAGUCUCCUACCACGAUCCCCGCAGACGAAGAGCCUGCAUGGGAGCCACCGCUUUCGAAGAAGGAGCAGAAGAAGCGUGACAAGGCCAAGAAGCAAGGUUUUGCAGAUGUAGUCAGCUCGAUUGACAGUUUGCCACGUGAUACCAAAGAAUCCCAGCCCGCAGAGACUACAACUCGCGAAGCAUCCCCGGUGACUGUGGAGGAGCCUGCUUUGACCAAGAAAGAGCAGAAGAAAAAGGACAAGGAAGAGAAGAAGUCCGGCUUCGGCGGAUUUGCCGAUAUAGCCGAUACUGUCCUUGCGGCUGGAGGCAUCGCUGCGGCGGCCGCUGCUCUCGACACUGUCGAAGACGUGGAUGGAUCCAGCUCAUCUGGCAAGAAGAAGGGUAAAAAGGGGAAGAAGGCCAAGUUGGGCGAGCCACUAGAUCGAGAGUUUGAGCCAGAGUCGCCACCAACUGCACCUCCUUCGAUGCCCGGUGGAUGGGACGCCGAUCAGGAGUCUCCCACGCUGAGAGACGAAAAGCCUGGCACCGAAACGGCUUUUGACCCUUUCCAGUACCAAAUUGAUGACGGUGUCAGUACUCCACCAGCUGCACCAGAACCGCCUCCCGCACACGAACCUGAUCCUUGGUCCGAAUUCGCGGAGCCCAAGAAGAGCAAGAAGAAGAGCAAACGCAACAGUGCAGCUUUCAACCUACCAGAAGUCAGCUCGCCAUWGCGGAGUGAAGUUGCUUGGGACGACUAUGUUGGUGGAGACAAACCAACCACAGACACUCGCGACGCUGCUGAGGUGACGUCCUACACGAAUGGCCAUGGCAAGGACGAGAGCUCUCGCUCCGAUCGUACUCCGAGCGAAACAACACCCAUCACGUCAGGUCGUCGUGGCAGUGACUACUUCGGUACAUCAUCUCACGGAAGCCCGCGCCGCACAUCGCCAGAUGACUCUCGCUCCGUAAAGUCUGCACCAACGACCUCACGACGCGAUGAGGCUCGCAGAGGGAGCGAUUAUUUCGACGAGCCUUCGUAUGCAUACGAGACGCAAUCAGUGGCAGCUUCGGAACCAGUCGAUGUGUACGGCAGCUCAAAGAAGUCCAAGCGUCGAUCCCGGCAUGAGGACGAGGAGCCGAGACGGUCCCGAAGAGAUGAUGAUGACGAUACCAGAUCUGUCAUGUCCACYCGAUCGAGGCGCGAURAGGAGGAAUCACCUUCGGUGAAGAAAGACAAGAAGAGUGGAAUCCUCGGUUCCCUGUUUGGACGCAAGACUGAGAGCAGUCGAGAUCCUCCUCGCCCCAGCAAGGAUGACGAAGAUGAGGAUGCUCGACGUCGGCGGAAGAAGAAGAAUAGAGAGUCGUACACCGGUGAUGAAGAUGACGACACCCGUAGUGUCAAGUCUGAGUCCCGACACAGAAGCCAUCGCUCCAGAUCCGAUUAUGGAGGCGACGACGAUGAUGAUGACACCCGCAGCGUGAAGUCUAGCCACAAAUCUCGCCGCUCAGGGACUGGUAUAGAAGACAGCAGGGAACAUCGCCGGCGCAGUACACACGACAGCGAUCUCGACCGAGACGUGAGUGACAGCGGAAAGAAGCACCAUCACCGCAGGAAGUCUGGUGAAACAAGCCGGAGCAGUUCUCGCCAUGAAAACAGGAGCGAGAGUGGGCAUCGUCCCCAUCACCACCGAAGAAAGACUGACGAAGACACCAAAGACCAGUCUUUUUUAGGGAUGCGGGUAGAGGAUAUGCCGCCUCUACCCGUUAAUGUUCCAGCCACGUCUAGUCCAGUCGCUAUUGCAAAGAGCGAGCAGGGAAUCGGCAACCUUGCUCAGACUGGACGAGAUGCUGGGACGGUGAAAACUGUCGGUAUCCAAGGCGAACAGAAGAUUCUGUCGCUGGAGACGCCCUUUUCUUCUUCUACAGAGACCCUUGUCCCGAGGCCUGGGUCGUCGCAUAGAGMAGCUUCUUCCACUGCCGUGCCACUGAGGUUUCCUGGGCAUGCCCCACCUACCCCUACCGUUGGUCAGAUGAAGGAACGAUCAGUAAGCUUCAGCUCGCCAGCUGCUCCUUCGACUGGUUCGGCACCCAGCUCGCCAGUGUCAUUGCGAAAGUCUCGACACAAUCGUCCGGGAUCCACGGAGAUCAAACCACUUUAUCUGGUGGAGCGGAAUCGCAAGACUCCAGAAAUUGAAGAUGCGCUUCCAAGUCUUCCAUCGAGCGGACCGUCCAGUCGUGCGUCCAGUGUUCAAUUGAGCGAUGCCUACGAAUCCGCGGUGGAAGAACUUGAAUCUUCGGAUGUGGAGGGAAAACAGAAGCUGCAACUUGACAUCCAAGGUGCACAGCAGUGGAUAGAGGAGCAUGGCGAUGUCUUGGGCUCCAAAGAGACAACGCCCAAAGCCAGUGAGUCGCAGCAGCAACCUUUCUUCCCUGCUGGAGCGGAGCGACAAAUCAAACAGGAGCCGCAAUUCUAUACUUGGGAGGACUUUGCGAGGGAGGAACGCACACGCGAAGUUGAUGAUGAUCUUCCGCCACUUCCUCGCAGUCGAUCUGAAUCACCACUCAAGUCUGAUCAGCAUGAUGUUCGCGAUGGUAUCAAAGUCGCCGCAGCCGCUGCUGUACUUGGAACAGCUGCUGUGUAUGCUGUGAACCAGMUCAGGAGACAGUCACCCGAUCGUGUCGUUGAUGGUGGGCGGAAGGAUGAACGAGAAGUGAUCGCCCAGGACCCAUCCGCUGCCAUCCCAGCUGCUGACAGCAAACUUGAGGCGCCAUUGAUCCGGRAAAGCUCCAUGAAGAAGAAGGGCAAGAAGAGCAAGAAACUUCAAUGGCAGGAUGAGGAAGAAGCUGGACCUACCAGCCAGACACCAGGUCCAGACAACGCCGCCUCGAUCGAUCCUGUUGCUAUUUCUCAGCAGCCGGACCUGGCGACAGUGUUUGCAUCUGCCGCUGCUCAUACCAUGCCAGUUUACAACGUUGGCAUAACUUCGCAAGAGCAGACAGAAGUCUUGACGCAUUCACCCUCGGAGGCCCUGAAAAGCGAUGAUCCGAAAGAUAGCCAAACUAGCGGUGAAGGUGUUCGGAGCCUGKACCGGUCUGCACCAUCCGAUCCGGCUGAAAUCGCCACGAGUACCCUCGAGCACGAAGAUGACCGUCCGUCAACCUCAUACAAGAUUCCCACAGCCAAGGCCGAUCCAGCGCCGCUUGUUGUUGAAGAGCGAGUUGUCACGGCAGGAACAGAUGACUCUCCCUCUGUCAGUUCUGAAAUCAAAGACGCUCCGCAGUUGACACGCAAGCAAUCGAAGAAGUCGAAAAAGAAGUCGCAGUCGGUAUCUUUGUUCGAGCAUGAGCCAGUACCGGUGCCAUCGACUUCUGGUGAUGCUACGUCUGUUGAGAAGUCCGCAGAUGCCGACCAUGCACAGGAUCAACCCACGGAUGAGGCACCGACACCACAGAUCAAUUUUGGCGUGUCUGAUUUCAGCAGUAUCGUCCAGGGGUCAGCAGCUGGGUGGCACGACUCGCAAGCCGACGCCUUUCGAUCCGUAAUGGACGCUCAGGCCAAGAAGCCUCAGGCUACGGCCCGGUCUGAUCCAUUCUCUCGCGAUUCGACUGCCGAUGAAGUGCGUACAGUGGUCGAUGGUGAUGCGCCGGUUGGUCCCAGUACGAACCAAGUCGACGAGAACGAUGAGUUCGCUUCUGUUUCAAACAAGAAGCCGGGCAAGAAAGACAAGAAGGGCAAGAAACAGAAGGAGCUCUCGUCCUCGGAGCCAAUCAAGACUGAGGUCAUUGAGUUUGCGGAUCGCCCUGAAUCCAAGCCGGAGACUGCGGAGGAGCCGGUUCCUGUCGUUGGAGAAGCUACUGUUGAAGAAGCUUCUCUGCCAACGUCCAAGAAGUCCAAGAAAGAUAAGAAGAAGAAGAAUCUGUUGGCCUGGGACGAGCACGAAAAUGCAGCGGAGUCGAAUGACCAAGAUCUCUCGCGUGAGGUUGAGCCUGAGACGGUGCUAGUGUUGACUCCAGAGGAUGCUGAACCUUCGAUCUCGUCUUCCAAGAAGUCCAAGAAGGACAAGAAGAGGCAAUCAUCCGUAUGGGAAGAAUCCGAUGCAAAGGAGGAACCCACUCUUCUGCCCGAGCAGACGGAGGUUGCAACUCAAGAGUCAUUAGAGCCCAUGCUCGAAGUGGUAGGAGACGACGCACCAUCAGUAGUUCAAGAGCCCGAAUCCGCUUUUUCUUCCAAGAAGUCAAAGAAAGACAAGAAGAAGAAGAAAUCCGCUGCCUGGGACGAGCUCGAAACCCCGGAGGAACCCGUCGCACUGCCGGAACCUCGCAGUGAGGUUGUCGAAGGCGAAACAGACCGGGCAGUCGCUCAAGAUCCUGGCCACAGCUCACAGCCCAUAUCCGAGCCGACAGAUGUGCCAUUCCAGGCUGCAUCGAAGAAAGACAAGAAGGAGCAGGCAACCCCAAAGACAGACCUAGCGAAAGGAGUUAUCGUAGCGGCUGGUGCUGCUGCUGCGGCUGCCGCAGUUGUAGAGCUGGCAAAAUCCGACGAGUCCACUCCCGAGCCGGUAUCGAACGACUUUGCUCCAGUGUCUUCCAAGAAGAGCAAGAAGAGCAAAAAGGGCAAAAAGAGUCUUGACUGGACGGAACCUGAGGCUGAGGCACCGUCCGCACCAGAACAACAGGACGAGUUCGUAGACGCCAAGGAGCCGGCCUCUCUCCCUGUUGAAGAGCAACCUGCGAGCACUCCCCAUAUCGAGGAUAGUAAGUCGGUCGCGGAGGAAUCUGCCCCUCUCCCUAUUCAACAGCAUCCUUCAGAUGAUCCCCAACCGGAAGACAACAAGCUUGCAGCAUCGGUCGUUGAGUCGAAGGAGAACAUCGUGUCAGCUCCGCGCGAAACUGUCGAAGAAGUCACAGUGACUGACGAGCCCACUUCCUCUAUCUCCACGAAACAGAGCAAGAAGGACAAGAAGAAGAACCGAAAGUCACAGGCAUGGGAACCUGAGCCGGCACCAGAGCCAGAAAAAGCAACGUCCGCACCUGUCGACGAGCCUUCAGCAGAUCAUACGGGAGAAGCGUUUGUUGUCCGCGAGACCCUGGAGCCUGCGCAGGAGGGAAAUGUUCCUGAGGAACCAAGCCUUGAACCAGAGUCUGCUCCACCGCYGGCCCGCAAGCAAAGUAAAAAGGACAAGAAAAAGGCGCGGCAGAGCUUAUCAUGGGAAGGCGAUGCCAAAGCCGAGGAGGCUGUCAACACGGAAGAUGCGAACGAUGCGCCGCCGCUCGAUGUCGGUGAUGGUGUUGAGAACGCUCCACCACCGCCGAACGCCGAGGAACCUCUUGUCGAAGCUGCGACUCCUGAAAAUGCAGACGUUGUUGCGACCAAUGCGCCUGAUAUUCCGGUCGCAGAAGCUCAAUCGGAAGCCGCUCUUGAUCUGCAGCCAGCCAACGAAGACGAAAUCAGAGCAGAAGAACCAAGUCUCCCGCAGGACAACUUUGACGACAACACUGUGCCUGAGACUGACGACUUCUUCGGGCCAUCAGAUCCCGUUAUGGAAGAGCCAUCGCGGAUGACUGAAGAUCUUGACGCAUUUGGCGAGCUCGACUCCCGCGCCUUGGAGAGAGAAGAGCGGCGAGCAGCCCGCGAGGCUGCUGAAUCUGCAAGAAUUGCGGAGUCGUUGCGCGAGCGACCAAAGGAUGAAGCUUACGCCUCGAUGCUGACUGGUAGAAAGUCUUCCAUCAAGAAGGGCAGCAAGAAAGGCCGCAAAUCAAUUUCUUCGGCUACACCACUUGUGCCAGCCGCAGAUGAACAGACUUUGCCUGUAGAAUCACCCGCGGUGGAGGAUUUUCCAAACAGCGAGGAGAUAACCAAACCAGCCGAGCCUUUGCCUUCGCUGGAGUCGGACUCUGUUGACAACCCAAUAGCGACUGAGGAGCCAAAGGACGAAGAUUUGUGGGCGUCGAGCAGCAAGAAGAAGGGCAAGAAGGGCAAGAAGGACCGGAAGUCUAUCUCUGAGAACCCUCCCAUUGUGGAGGAGCCGGCCACGCCAGCGGCGGAAGAGCCAGGGGCCGUUGAGCAGCCCUCGGCACAAGAGAUCGAUCCCAUCGCCACCCAGGUCCUCGAUGAUACUGCUCCUCAGGCAGUAGAAGCUCCCCCGGAGGACGAUGCGUGGGCCGCAAGCAGCAAGAAGAGCAAGAAUAAUAAGAAAGGCAAGAAGUCCAUCUCUGAAGGGUCGACUGCGCUUGAAGAGUCAAUGCCAGCGCCUGAAGCGUCCAUAACCGAUGAGAAGUCCGUGGCAGACGAGGUCGGUGCCGCUACCAGUCAAGAUAUCGGCAAUGUCAGUCCUCAGCCAGUAGAAGCUCCGCAAGAGGAAGUCGAUUUGGCAUUGAGUGGCAAGAAAGGAAAGAACUCAAUUUCUGAAGAAGUGCUUACCACGGUGGAGGAGUCUAUUCCUGCGGCGCAAGAGGCUACGCCAGCGCCGGAAGAGUCACCGGUCAGUGAACAGCCUGUGGCAGAUGAGCCCAAAGCCGCCACCGGGCAAGAUUUUGGCGAUGACGCUCCUCAGCCGGAGGAAGAUGAGUGGGCGACAAGCAGCAAAAAAGCCAAGAAGAACAAGAAAGGCAAGAAAUCCACGUCUGGAGAACUACCCACCACUGUGGAGGAGUCCAGUCCAGUAGCUGAGGAGACGAAGCCUGAUGAUCAAGCUCUGGCGCAAGAAAUUGAUGCCGUCGCCGAAACCAGUGCUCAGGCCGCGGAGACCCCGCAAAACGAAGACGAGUGGGCAUCGAGCACCAAGAAGAGCAAGAAAAAUAAAAAGGGCAAGAAAUCCGUUUCGGAUGCACCAGUUCUUCUGGACACGAGUGCGGGUGACGAGCAGUCUGCUGCCAGAGAAAGCGAACUUCCCACAGCUCUGGAAGUUGACCCCAGCGCCCAGCCCGAGAGCUCCAUCUCUCGUGACAUUGAUCUCAGCUCAGCGGAAACCCAGCCAGCUCCACCCGUAGCAGAGCCGCAAGAUUACGAAUGGGCCCCCACUUCAAAGAAAAAGGGCAAGAAGAACAAGAAGAACCAGUCCUUCACCGAAGUGGCGCUUGCGCAGAUCGAUGCCGAGCCAAGUGAUGAUGCUCAGGUUUCGCUCGCUCCUGGCGAAGAGCUGACUACCGAGCCCGUAAUUGCUGUUGAGGAGUCCGGUGUCCCACCCGCCGAGCUUGUUGUCGAUGUCGAGCCUGCUAAUACACAAGCUGCCGAGCCUGUUCUUGAUGUCGAGCCUGUCAAUACACAAGCUGCCGAGCCUGUUCUUGAUGCUCAUCAGUCUGAUGUACCACCUUCUGACCCCAUUCUUGAUGUUGGGCAGUCUGAGGUACCAGCUGCCGAGCCUAUUCAUGAUCUCGAGCACGCUGUCGAACAGUCCGAUGCCCCAGCCGUCGAACCGCAGGACGAAUUCGAGUGGGCUUCUAGUUCGAAGAAGAAGAAAGGCAAGAAGGGCAAGAAAAACUCGGUUAUCGACGCAGCUCCUGUGCCGGAAGAACCUCAAACAACAAGCGAGUCCACCACUCCACCAGUCCGCAACGAAGAUGUCAUCGCCGAGYCUAGCCCCGCUGUCGAAGAGUCUGUUCCGCCAGCGGCUGAUACACAGGAAGAAUCCGCGUGGAACUCCGGUUCCAAGAAGAAAGGCAAGAAGAGCAAGAGAAAUCAAUCCGUUGCCGAGGAUUUACCCGUGCCAGUAGAGGGCAUAUCUGAUGAACUCAAUGUCGAUGCGUCCAAGGAUGCCACUGUAGAGUCUGCCCCAGUCUUUGAAGAGGCGUMUACGAUCGAAACGCCCUUUGAAGCACAGGUUGAUCCAGUCGAGGACCCCGUGGAUGMUUCAUGGGCGUCCAGCUCGAAGAAGAAGAACAAGAAGAGCAAAAAGGACCGGAGCUCGACAUUGGUUGAUCCCCCUGCCGAAGUGAAUGAAGCCGAGAAAAGUGCGUCAUUGGAUGCGAUCACUCCAGCACAAGAUGAAGUCUCUGCUCCGGCUUCCACGGAAUUCGAAUCUGUUCCGAAUGCCACUGCUGCGGAUCCGGUGGAGGAAGACAUCGAGUGGGCCAUGCCGUCGAGCAAGAAAAAGGGCAAAAAGGGCAAGAAAUCCAUUUCCGGAAGUGUCACACCCGCAAUUGAAUUUGCACCAGGCGAGGUGCAGGUGCAGGCUGAUGCAAUGUCAACAUCUGAUCAGCCCGCGGAGGAGGCCUCUCGCACCGCCAUCGACCAAAUGCCGGCCGCGCGAGAGGAAGAUGUUUCCGGAGAUGUCAACAAGGAUGCGGCAGCGCAACAGAUGCCGGUAGAGGACUUGGUGUUGCCAGAAAAUACCGAGCAAGAACCUUCGCCGUCAGAUGAGCUAGCUGGAACCGCGCCUCCAAUGAGUAAGCCCGAAGAUGAAGCAGAGACAGCAGCCAACAACAAUGCUACUUCUUCGUCUACUGUAGAGACCGAGCAAAAGACGGACGAAGGUGGUUCCGAUAACAUUGUCGAAUCCUCUGUGCUACCUUCAGAAUCUCCUCAGCCUGCCGAGACUGACAAUCUCGACGACUGGGCUUCUCCUGCCAAAGGCAAAAAGGGCAAAAAGGGCAAGAAAGGAAAGCAAGCUGUGCUCGAGGACAGCGAAAUCACAAAGCCUGCAGAAACCCAAGAUACCGAAACCAACCAAGAUGGGACUUUCGAGGGCCCUCCUGAAUCUAUGGCAAUAGAGCCGCGGGAACCUCCUGCUGCAGUGGAAGACGACUCAUGGGCUCCGCCAGCCAAGGGCAAGAAGGCGAAGAAGGGAAAGAAGAACAAGCAAUCCUGGGAUACCGAAGAGCCCGCGCAGGAGAUAGUUCAAGCCGAACUUGCUCAAGCCACCGAGGAGUCUCUUGCAGAUAAAGCAUUGUCUGAGCCGAGUGCCUUGGUCGAUGCAGGUGAAGAAGCCCAGGGCGGUUCUCAGCGCGAUACUCUCGAACAGGCUCAGUUGAACGUCGAGGCAGCUACUGUUGCUGAGCCCGAGGCUGAUAUGCCGACCACGCAAUCUCCGCAAGAUAUUCAUGUGGCCGAAGCAACUCCUGAAACAGAAAUCGUCGACAUCGAGCAGCCUACAGAAGCCGAUUCUUUCGCUGCGAAAGCCUCAAAGAAAGACAAGAAGAAGGGUAAGAAGAAUCGAUCGUCUACCCAGGACCCUUGGGCUGAGACUACGGGGACUGCAACUCCAGAAAAUGCCGAGAACGAACAAGCAUCAUCUGAACCGAAAGAGAGCAGUCAAGACCAGUCACUGGAUCUUGAUUUGGCUGCUGGUGCGCUCGCUACUUUGGCUGCCGGUGCGAUCGCCGCUGAUGCUUCCACACCUGCAGAGCCCGAGGAGGAGUCGGGAAGUUUCUCGACCAAGCAAUCGAAGAAAGACAAGAAAAAGGCCAAGAGGGAUGGUGCGUCCACUCCGUCAGCAACAGCAGACGAGGCUGGUGAGAAUGUCGAUACGGUUCAAGUCUCGGUUGAGCCCCCAUCUGACAACACUGGCGUGGCACUCGAGCCAGAGAUUGAGACCAAAGCUGAGCCCGAGGAAGAAUGGGGAAGCUUCUCCACUAAGAAAUCGAAGAAGGACAAGAAGAAGGCCAAGAGCAAAGGGUCUUCAACUCCGACCGCCACUCAAGAGGAUGAGGUUCGUGAAAAUGUUGACACAUCUUCAGCCUCUUUCGAGCCCUCUGAAAGCACUGGAAGGGCAAUCGCGCCCGAGACUGAGACUUUGAUCGAGCCAGCGCAAGGCGAUCCACCCGCAAUCUCAGAGCCAGUUGAAGAGAAUGAAUUCGCGAGCUUCUCGACCAAAAAGUCAAAAAAGGACAAGAAGAAAGCCAAGCAGAGCGAAGACCUCACCACAACUUUGCCGAAAGAAGACGAAGCUGUCGAGCCCGUUGAUACGGCUCUAGCUUCAGUCGAGCCAUCUGGAGACACUGUAGCCGCAGUCGAACCAGAAUCUCAGCCUGUGGUCGAGCCAGCGCAAGAAUCUACACCUGUGAGCACGGGGCCGGUUGAGGAGGAUGAGUUCGCAAGCUUCUCCACGAAAAAGUCCAAGAAAGACAAGAAGAAGAAGGGUAAACAGAGCGAGGACUUCACUACGACUUUGCCGAAAGAUGAAGAAGCUGUCGAACAUCUUGACAGCACCUCAGCUUCUGUUGAGCCAAUAUCCGAGCCUUUGGUGGAGCCAGCGCAGGAAGUCGCAUCUGCGAGCCUGGAGCCAGUUGGAGACGAAGAAUUCGCGGCCUUUUCCACCAAGAAAUCAAAAAAGGAUAAGAAGAAAGCAAAGCAAAGCGAGUCCCCCGUGGCGGCGGUAUCGCGAGAUGAAGAAGAAUCUGUGGAGCCCACUGCCAUCGUCUCGGAGACUGCACCGGACGACUUGGGUGCAAUUCCUGAAUCAGAGAAGCAGGCAGAUGAAGUACUCGAGCCAGACGAACGGGUAAAGGUAGAGCCCGUCGAGGAAGAGUGGGGAAGUUUCUCGACCAAGAAGUCCAAGAAGGAUAAAAAGAAGGACAAAAAGGGCGGCUCGUMCACGCCGACGGUACUCAAAGAUGAUGAGGCUGUCGGGACCAUCGAUUCUGUUCACGCAUCAGUGCCGGAUGAUCUUAGGGAUGCACCUGAAUCAGGAGUACCUGCAGAGAACGUUCCUGCAGAGAAUGCUGCCGUGGAGAAUCUGCCUGCAAACGCGGAACCCUUGGAAGACGAGUGGGCAGGCACCUCGGCCAAAAAGUCCAAGAAAAACAAGAAGAAUGACAAGAAGAGUGGCUCUUCAACGCCCGCGAUCGUGCCAGAUGAAGAGGUCGCUCCGAUAGCUGACAUUCCCAUUGAGCCAUUUGAAGUCGUCACAGAAGCAGCGGCUGAAGAAAUGCCACUUGUGGAUGUCGAAUCGACCCCAGUUCCCAAGACACAAGAACAAGAACAACAAGAAGCUGUGGAAGACGAGUGGGCAGGCCUUCCUACAAAAAAGUCGAAGAAGGACAAGAAGAAGGACAAGAAGAGCGGCUCUUCAACGCCAGCGGCUAUUCAAGAUGAGGAAGUCAUUCAGACAGCUGAUCUUCCAACCGAGCCUACCGAGAUCGUCGCAGAGAAGAAUUUGCAAGAGAUACCAUCUGAGAAUUUCGAACCGACAACAAAAGAACAAGAGCCGGCAGAAGAGGCGUGGGCAGAACUUCCUACCAAGAAGUCGAAGAAAGACAAGAAGAAGGACAAGAAAGGCGGAUCUUCCACGCCGGCGGCUGUUCAAGACGGAGAUGUCAUACCCGACACCCUCUCCAAGCCCGUCGCGGGUGUGGAAGAUGUCACGACCCAACAGACAUCAUCUGAAAUUCCCGAUUCAGCGCCCAUUCCUCCAACGGAAGACCAACAAGGAGACACCUGGGAGGGCUUCUCCUCUGCCAAGAAGUCCAAAAAGGACAAGAAGAAGGCAAAGAAAAGCGGAAUGUCAACACCGGCGCCAGAGCCUGAGGUCGAGCCAUCAUCCGCUACUGGGACACAAACUGAAGCCGUAGUAGCUGAAGGGUCUUCGAAUGACCUGGAGACUCCKCCAUCAGCUGAGGAUGMAGCUACCAUCAGUGAAGCACCUGCUGCUCACGAUCACGGCGAUACGAGAACUGAGGAAGUCAUUGUGCCUGCCAAUGUAGAGCUGCCUCCAGAGCAAUCGCGCAGUUUGGAAGAAACRAACGCAUUGCCAACAAAAUCAAACCCCACGCAGGACAUUGACUUCGCCGCUACAUUGGCCGCAGGACUCGCCAAUACUGGAUUCAACCCCGACUUGGUUAUCAGCGACCCGAUCUUCCACCGCAGAGCCUCCCCACCUGGAGCAAGUCCCGAAGCUGAUCCCGAAGAAACAUUCUCUACCACAACCAGCAAACGAAAGAAGUCGAAGAAAAACAAAUCGACGGACGGUGACGAUGGAGGUACACCAGCCGAUGCUCCAACACCUUCUGUCGCGGUCACGGGAAACAGCGAAGCACCUCGGGAUGACUUCAAUGACACCAUCAGCCAAAGCCUUCAAGGAACAGGGUUUGACCCGGCUUUGCUGGAAAAGGCUCUCGCUUCAAGCAAUGACAACCCAGGCGACAUCGCCGUAGAUGAUGAGCCCGACCUCUCUUUUGUGACUACCAAGCGGAAGAAGGACAAGAAAGGCAAGAAAUCUUCGAUUGCCCCAGAGGAUCCUACGCUAGAGAGCGCUCCAAGGGACGCACCUGACUUGGACUCCCUUCCCGAUGCAGGAAUUCAAAAGGCAGGUGAUUCACAAGACAUCAUCAGCGAAUCGACAGGUGAUGCAGCCGGAGCACUCGCGACAGAGGACAACAAUCGUGCUCUGGAAGAUCCCGCUAGUGCCCUGGUGAUUGGAGGAGAUGGUGAGAUGGAUGUGGAUGAGAUGGACAAUGCAUACAAAGCCUACAAGAAGAACAAGCGCAAGCAGAGAAAGCUGAAAGCUACAAACAAGACUGACGGGUCUUCUGACAACCCCGAGAGUGCUUUGGACACUGAAAAGUCCGCGGCUGCAUCGGACAACGAGGCGAAAUCACGAAACAUGGCUGCAGAGGGUGGAUCUGCGUCUGGGCUUGGCAUCGUCGCUGCUGGCGUUGCCGCUCUAGCAGCGAGCGCUCUUGUCUCGGGUGAAGGCCAGCAAAGGUCAAUCUCUUCACAGCCACCUGCACCUGCAGAACCGGGAUGGUCGUUUUCCGGACUGGACAAGAAGGAAGGCGAGCCCAUCCGUGACAGUGGGUAUACCGAAGGCAAGCGUUCCGCGCAGCAGUCGGAGCGAUCAAGCCGCGAGGUUCCUGCGGUCGUGCAAGAGAGCUCAUCUCGAGAAAGCCUGCGCAACCGGAGAUCGCUCGAGCCAAUCCGCAUUUCCACGGGAUCCACGCCGGAUGAAGAGUGGGGUGUCAAUACGCCCGACAAGCGGGCAGAGACGAGCAAUGACAAGCACUCGCAGGCCCAUACCAGAGGCCUCAGCUCUGAUGCUCCCGCUGACACUCCACUGCUUCCAACCACAUCACCGGGAUUGUCAUCUCAACAUCAUCCCCACGAUCCACAGACACCCAAUCAAAAGUCCGAAAGCUCCGACUUCUUCAAGACAAGAUCCAUGUUUGGCGAGCCUGUCAAGCGUGCCAACUCCCAAAAUCGGCCCAUCUCGGGAAUGGAUGCUAGUAGUGAUCGCCCAUCUUUUUCGCCAGCCGGUGCUGGGGGUCCCCUCAGUCCGAGGACACCAUUGCGCCCCAUCGCGGAGGAGAGCCAGGCGAUCAAGAGAAGUAAGGCGGACACAGAUAUUGGUGGAUCUGGACAGCUCAAGGUCACGAAGCGGAGCGAAACACCUCAAGCCAUUCAAAGCAUUCGCGACCGACAUCGCACCCUUUCGCCAGAGAUCGGAGUGCCCGAAGGUUUGUCCUUGAGGGGUUUGAGACGAACCAGCAAUCCGCUCUCGACCGACGACAUCAUCAAGAGAUUGUCCUGGCCGGCGGUGGACGAGGAGAAUGACACGGUCAACAUUGAUCGAUCCGGCCCCCGCAAGGCCAUCAUGCCCGACAUGCGAUCUCCCAGCGGCAUGAGCAACCGAUCUGGCACGAGUGGGACGUAUGGACAUGGCCGAUCGGCUCCAGAAGUGCGCUCCUUCAGCCGCAACAGCAUGCAGAGCAAUCACAGCAACCAGAGCUCCACGCCUUCCCUGCGACGCAUCAACUUGUCAGGUGACUUGCGGGCCGCCAGCCGGCGGGGCGAAACGGGGUCUUCCGUUAGCGGCACUGCACCUACAACAAUCCCCUUCGAGGCGCCGCCGACACCACCGCUCAACGAUGACGAGCUGAAUGGCAUGCCGGGUAGCGCCUCGCGCGGUGGAGAUAUGAGUGAUGUUUUUCAGGGCUAUGGCGACGCGGCCGAGUCGCACGUCUCGCCGACGCGACCGCCAAGCGUGCGAAAGCGGCAGAGCAUGCACAUUAAUGAGCUCGAGUCGCGACUUGAUAUGCUCGUGGCGGAGAAUCGUGCGUUGCAAGAAGCACGACAAUCGCAAGAUUCUUCGCGAUAUGUCGUCAACGACCAGAAUCUGCUGGAAACACUGCAACAGCGCGAAUUGGAUCUCCAAGCCAAAGAUGCUGAAAUCAACCAAAUCAAGGCCAUGCUGCAGCCGAUGCAAGACGAAAUCGCCCGUCUCUCCGAGAUGAACAGCGGUCUGACGGAAGCCAACAAAAACCUCGUUGAUGACACCAAUGGUCGAUAUGCCACGCUUCAAGCCGAACAUGCUCAAGCACAUGAGCAAUGGCAAGCGACCACGCGAAACCUCGAGAACAUGCAACAGGAGCAUGGUAGAAUCACCUCCGGCAUGAAAGACAUCCUCGAGGCCGAGAUCGCCACUGCUCUUGCUGACAAGAAUGCUGAAAUUCUGCGGUUACGAGAACAACUUGACAUCGCCUCGGAACAGAUUCGGGCAUUGCAAGUGCAAAUCCAGUCCUCCAAUUCAAGCGACUUCCUCAUCCAGCGGGAUGAGGACUACUUUGAUGGUUCGUGUCAGAAACUGUGUCAACACGUCCAGCAAUGGGUGCUUCGCUUUUCCAAGCUAUCCGACAAUCGUGUCUGCCGCUUGUCAACAGAACUCAACGAUGACAAGUUGGAAGCACGUCUGGACAAUGCAGUCUUGGAUGGCUCCGACGUGGACAAGCUUCUCGGCGACCGAAUCCGUCGCCGUGACGUCUUCAUGUCUGUCGUCAUGACCAUGGUGUGGGAGUACAUCUUCACACGCUACCUCUUCGGUAUGGACCGCGAGCAACGCCAGAAACUCAAGGCUUUGGAGAAACUUCUCUCCGAUGUUGGUCCACCCCGCGCAGUGGCUCACUGGCGCGCCACCACCCUCACACUUCUCUCCAAACGGCCAAACUUCUCCGCCCAGUGCGGUAUGGACACCGAGGCGGUUGCGAUUGAAAUCUUUGGAGUGCUGUGCUUACUUCUUCCCCCUCCAUCUGCUUCUGAGCAGCAGCUUCUCGCAUCAUUGCAAAAGGUCAUACGCAUCGCCGUGGACCUUUCCAUUGAGAUGCGCAUCCAGCGGGCCGAGUACAUCAUGCUGCCACCGCUACAGCCAGAAUAUGACACCAACGGUGAUUUAGUCCGUAAGGUGCACUUCAAUGCCUCAUUGAUGAAUGAACGUUCGGGCUUCUUCAGCUCGAACGAAGAGUUGGCGGCAGAACAUGCCGUCGUUAAGAUUGUCCUCUUCCCCUUGGUGGUGAAGAAGGGAGACGAUAUUGGAGAAGGCGAGGAGGAGAUUGUCGUCUGUCCAGCCCAAGUGCUGGUCCGAAAUGAUGCGGGAAAGGGAAAGAAGGUCGUCCGCGUCAUGUCCGGUGCCAUGGAGAUUGAUGAUCCGAUUCGAAGUCGGAGUCGACUGAGCAGUAAACCUAGUGUGAUGAUGAGUGAUGCGGGGGCUUUUUGA
Molecule: messenger RNA, 21018 nt
Organism: Ramularia collo-cygni
Lineage: Eukaryota; Fungi; Ascomycota; Dothideomycetes; Mycosphaerellales; Mycosphaerellaceae
Exons: 4
Coding region: 1-21018 (7005 amino acids)
Source: RefSeq, a predicted model, not a curated record